Molecule: messenger RNA, 1206 nt
Organism: Lichtheimia ornata
Lineage: Eukaryota; Fungi; Mucoromycota; Mucoromycetes; Mucorales; Lichtheimiaceae
Exons: 8
Coding region: 1-1206 (401 amino acids)
Biological process (GO): ubiquitin-dependent protein catabolic process; protein ubiquitination
Cellular component (GO): ubiquitin ligase complex; cytosol
Molecular function (GO): ubiquitin protein ligase activity
Source: RefSeq, a predicted model, not a curated record
AUGCGUUGCGACUUGCCAACCUAUGUCUUUACAUCACUCGUCCUAUUUGCGGCCGCAUUCACUGUUUCUUUACAAUCCUUUAUUGACUCUGAGCUAUGGCACAGCGUCAAGGAGUGCUAUGGUGUUCACACGGAUCUCGAUCUGCCGGAUGCUACUGACCAGCUACGGUUUCAUUGGCAUACUUCUAUUCCAGCACUCGGAUACAAUCGACAAUUCCCGGCCAUGUCGUGUAGUGGAUACAUUUCAGCCUUCUUCACUUCGAUCGAAACACAAAAGCUUAGCCUGCUGAUACAUAUCAACAUGGCUGUAUGUUGCUUUGUUCUCUUGGGCAAGAUCGUCAUCAAGUUGUUCUUUAGAGGAUUGUUACCCGUGGAGAGCCAGCACAUUUACGAUCGAAUGCUCAACUUUUUAUUAUUCAAAGUGAUAUUUGUGAGUGCUAUUAUGGAUCCUGUGUGGAUACACAUUGUACGCUUGUCAAUAUGGAUAUCGGUGCUCGGGUUCCUGCGGAUUUUCAGCCUCUUAAGUCGGGAUCGCUUUGACCAUCUUGCCACCAUGCCCUACUUGCCAGUCGCAGAGUAUCGAAAAGUCACCGUGCUCUUAUGCAUCAUUUUGAUUUGCAACCUUGGAUGGUUUGCUGCAAGCUAUGUCCUAUUCCCAACUUCAAUCACUUUUCUCACUUUGGAGUUUCUUCCUGUAUUGUUGGAUACCUUACAAGUGAUGACCAAGUACUUUUCACAACUAUUGGAUCAAUGGCGGGAACAUGGCUUUGAGAGCAAGCGUGCCGUUAAUUAUUACAUUGAGCUAAGCACAGACAUGCUUGUCAUGGCUCUGACACUAGUACAAUACCUUCAAAUUUUGUGGUCACAUGGCAUUUCAUUUGGGCUGGUGGACAUUGUGCUCUUCCUGAAUGUUCGCAGCGUGUUGAAGAAUCUUUACAGAAAAGGUAUGGUGCAUCGGGAUCGUUGGCGAGCUAUGUCGUAUGUCAGGAAUCGCUAUGUUGACGCCACACCAACCGAAUUGAUGAUGCGAAAUGACGACUGCGCUAUUUGCAGAGAGAAGAUGAAGACCGCCAAAAAACUUGCCUGUGGACAUCUCUUUCAUGUACAUUGCCUCCAUUCAUGGAUUCAACAUCAUGUGUCGAAACCUACAUGUCCCACGUGCCGUCGAUCGCUCUCACCACCGGCAACUGUAGGCGCUCAAUCAUGA